Messenger RNA from Colletotrichum costaricense, 759 nucleotides. RefSeq lists its product as uncharacterized. The record is from RefSeq and is a predicted model, not a curated record. NCBI's taxonomy places the organism in Eukaryota, Fungi, Ascomycota, Sordariomycetes, Glomerellales, Glomerellaceae. The transcript has a single exon. Bases 1 to 759 code for a protein of 252 amino acids.
AUGUCUGUCGGCUUUGACAGGAUAUUCCGGAGUAGAUGGCUACCGAAACCAAGAUUCUUUUUCCGAAACAUUUCUCCAUCCGAGGAAAAAGAUGGCAGACAGCGCCCCGUGCACCUUGGUAGCUGGUUUCUUUCGUUUGACUCUAGAGAAAGGGCUUCAGUCGACUCAUACAAGUCUUGCACAGAGUGCCAAAGCGGGACGAGGUACUCUAAUCUGAAGAGCGCAUUUCAGCAUCGUGGCAGAUGCCACCGAGGAAAGCACUGCAUCGUUGAAUUUGAACGAGCGUGCCCAGACAUAUCUACUGAGUGGUCUAUGCUUGACCCUGUAUCGAAACCUUUCCGCCUGUUGAAGAAGUUGGGAGCUAGUACGUCGGGUAGAGACAGGGUCCAUCUUUGGAUGUUGAACACACUUCACAAGUCGGAGCAUCUCCUAGUCGUAUUGAGACAUAGCGCCUUCUUCGGUGAAUCGUCGAUAUGCUCGACAAAAACUGAUGACGCGACAAAAGUGGACCGGUGUUCUCCAUCGUGGGGUGACAUAUGGAGUCGUGAUUUGCUUGGGGCUUUCGAAAGAGAGCAGGCAGCUCUCGACGAUCAUGUCAAUUCAACACAGUCUGAUGGGGCAGUAUACAGCCGUGAUUAUGAGGUCUCGUCGGAGGGUAAAGACCAGAAUGGCGUUGACGUAGAGACUAGGAAUCUACCUCUGCGCUUUCUCGAUGCAAAUUCGCCAGUGCUUUCUAUAGAGGAUGAAACUGAGCUCUGA